GCGGCCAUCUCGUGGUCCCUCUUCUUCCUCCUAUGCCUCGUCGUCCCCGUGGCCUCCCGCCUCUUCGUGUCCUACUCGACACCCGCCCGCCGCGCCUACGACCUCGUCGUCCAGCUCUCCCUCGUCCGCCGUCUCCGCCCUCUCCUACCGCUCCGCCUCUCGCCUUCGUCCGCCGGCUACGGCCUGCCGCCGCUUUCCCUCUUCCUCGACAAACUCGUCAACGAGUCCGAGCGCGUCCGCCUGAACUACACCGCCCAGCUCAACCGCUCGUUCAAGAUCCUCUCGUAUUUCGUCACGCCCUGUUUCAUCGCCCAGGCGCUCUACAAGGUCUUCUGGUACUCCACCGGGCAGGAGCUCGUCACUCCACACUCACAUUUCCUCAUCUUCGGGAGCCCCGUGGCGACCGAGUCCGUCGCGUGCGCCCUCGAGCUCGCGUCGUGGAUAUACCGCACGGCGAUUUUCUUCCUGGUCUGCGUGCUGUUUAGGCUGAGUUGCUUCCUGCAGAUUCUGAGGCUGGAUGACUUUGCGGCGUCGUUUCAGAACGCGCCGGACGUUGGGUCGGUGCUGAGGGAGCAUCUGAGGAUCAGGAGGCAGCUGAGGAUCAUCAGCCACCGGUAUCGGUCCUUCAUUGUGAGCAUUCUUGUGUUUGUGACCGGGAGCCAGUUUGUGGUGCUGUUUCUCACGACUCGGCCUGGCGCGCUCGUCAGCUGGUCCAAUGCCGGAGACCUCGCGCUGUGCUCUAUAGGCCUGGUCACAGGGCUCCUCAUCUGCCUCCACAGCGCGGCAAAGAUCACGCACAAGGCCCAGGCAGUGACAAGCCACGCUGCAACAUGGCAUGUUUGCGCCACCAUCGACUCCUUCGACGACGACGACGACCCGGAGAUGCCCUCAUCUGAUCAAGGAUAUGCAGCCGCCGCGGUAUACCAGAGGGCUGAAUCUGAGGACGACGACGAUGAGUCUCAGUCUGAGGAUGAACUUGAUGCAGCUGCUAAACUUGUGCCGGCACAGUUUAACGCUACUUCCUUUCAAAAGAGGCAGUCGUUAGUGACGUAUUUGGAGAACAACAGAGCAGGGAUCACAGUAUUUGGAUUCGUGGUGGACAGGACGUGGCUUCAUGCUUUGUUUAUGAUCGAGUUCUCUCUCGUGAUGUGGAUGCUAGGAAAAACUAUUGGCAUCUAGCUAGCUGAUAAGCAACAUUAAUCUACAACUGAGGAUGAGGACUGAUCCAAGUUCAAUCCCCAACUGGUUUUAGCAAAGGGAUUUUGUUUGGCGAGCCCUUCUUUUGUAAUUAAUUAAUCUGCCAUUUUGUAAUUAAUGCUGUUAAACUGUCAUGGCCUCCUCGAUCUCUCUGGGUCAGUGCAUGCCACGUUGGUGCUCAUUAAGCGCCUAAAAAUUUCUCGUUUGAUUGACAUGUCAAAGGAAUUUUGGUAGGAAUGUACAU
Messenger RNA from Asparagus officinalis (garden asparagus), 1441 nucleotides. RefSeq lists its product as uncharacterized. Lineage: Eukaryota; Viridiplantae; Streptophyta; Magnoliopsida; Asparagales; Asparagaceae. The transcript is spliced from 3 exons. The annotation marks the transcript as partial. The record is from RefSeq and is a predicted model, not a curated record.